This is a messenger RNA of Heterocephalus glaber (naked mole-rat), 1404 nucleotides long. RefSeq names its product PAXIP1 associated glutamate rich protein 1 (gene Pagr1). NCBI's taxonomy places the organism in Eukaryota, Metazoa, Chordata, Mammalia, Rodentia, Bathyergidae. Gene Ontology annotation, biological process: positive regulation of cell cycle G1/S phase transition; positive regulation of intracellular estrogen receptor signaling pathway. Gene Ontology annotation, cellular component: MLL3/4 complex. Gene Ontology annotation, molecular function: nuclear estrogen receptor binding. The record is from RefSeq and is a predicted model, not a curated record.
ACACACACACCCCCGCGCCAUUUCUUUGCGCCUGCGUACUGUCACCCUGCGCAGCGGGGGAGGCGAGUCUUGGCCCCAGGUUCCUACGGCGGCUGAGUGGACGCGGCCCAGAACUGCGGGGUCUAGGCAGAGGGCGCUGGCUCCUGGUGUGGACAGGGGCAGAGUGAAGGCGGGAAGACUGGGCUGCCCCUUCCCGCUCGGAAAGUCGGGGUCCGUGGGGCGGGGCCCUUCCCUGCAGGGGAUCGAGUGCCCCCCCGGGGGCGGGCGCGUUAGCCACGGAGACAGCUGCUGGAACCUGACUGGCUGCAGAGGAUUUCCUAACUCCCGCGGGCCGGGGCGGGCCGGGGCGGGCGGGGUCCCCGGGCUGGUGCUCCAGGGCCUCCUGUAUUGCUGGGCCCCUUCCCUAGAGGCCCAUGUCUCUCGCACGGGGUCUUGGAGACAUUGCGGCCUCCACAACGGCGCCUCUGUCUGAAGAAGGGGAAGUGACUUCUGGCCUCCAGGCUCUGGCGGUGGAGGAUACCGGAGGCCCCUCUGUCUCGGCCAAUAAGGCCGAGGAAGAGGGACGGGGCCAGGAGAAGGCCGAGCGUGAGGGGUCCGGGGCCGAGGAAGCAAAAGGAGAAGCCCCCAGCGCUGGAAGAGCGGAACAAGCCGAGGGAGACUUCGAGGACUGGUGCGUACCCUGCAGCGAUGAGGAGGUGGAGCUGCCUGCGCAGGGGCACGCCUGGAUGCCUCCGCCCUCUGAAAUCCAGCGGCUCUAUGAACUGCUAGCAGCUCAUGGUACCCUGGAGCUUCAAGCGGAGAUCCUGCCCCGCCGGCCGCCUACGCCCGAAGCCCAGAGUGAAGAGGAAAGAUCUGACGAGGAGCCGGAGGCCAAAGAGGAAGAGGAGGAAAAACCACAUGUACCCACGGAAUUUGACUUCGAUGAUGAACCAGUGACACCAAAGGACUCCCUAAUCGACCGAAGACGCACCCCAGGAAGCUCAGCCCGGAGCCAGAAAAGGGAGGCCCGCCUGGACAAGGUCCUCUCAGACAUGAAGCGACACAAGAAGCUGGAGGAGCAGAUCCUUCGAACUGGGAGAGACCUCUUCAGUCUAGACUCAGAGGACCCCAGCCCUGCCAGCCCCCCACUCCGGUCCUCGGGGAGUAACCUGUUCCCCCGGCAGCGGAAAUACUGAAAUACUCACUACUGCUGCUGCUGCCUCUGAGGUGCACAGACUGGACUGCCCUGCUGGGGCCUCGUUCUCCCUCCCCAAGCCAGGACCCUGGGAAACUUGGGAAGGAGAUGAAACCCCAAGCUCCCAACACAGCCCCUUUCAGGAAAGAGUGUGUUUUCUGUUGAACGUCACAUUUUGAGACCUGGGCUGGAUUUUCUAAAAUAAAAGGUGCAGGGUUUUCUUCUCUUAA